AUGGGAGGAACCGAGGAAUGGUCACUUGUUCAAGGCUUAAUUGAGGAACAACCUGGCACUGUUUCACAGCAUGAUAACAAUACUGUCCAACAACAUACAGCAAUCACGCCAGCAACACAGUGGCUGCCUCCACGCCCAGGAAUAUUGAAGUGCAACGUUGACGCUAGUUUUUACGAGGCAGCAGGUUAUACAGGAUGGGGAUGGUGCUUACGGGACCACCGAGGCCGUUUUAUACUUGCAGGUACUAAUCUCACUCAAGGAAGAUUGAACACUUUUGAAGGAGAAGCCAUGACACUAAAAGAAGCAAUAGAGGAAGCAAUGAGCAAAGGCUUCUCUCAUGUCAUAUUUGAAAGUGACUCAAAAAAUGUUGUUGAUGUCAUUUCAUUUAGACAAGUUGGCUCGUCGGAAUUUAGUAUUAUAAUUUCUCAUAUUAAGUCAUUGUUAUUAUCAGCUCCAAACUUUGAGGUCAAGUUUACCAAGCGACAAACGAAUAACGUUGCUUAUGAGCGGCUUAUUCCAUAG
Molecule: messenger RNA, 522 nt
Organism: Trifolium pratense (red clover)
Lineage: Eukaryota; Viridiplantae; Streptophyta; Magnoliopsida; Fabales; Fabaceae
Exons: 1
Coding region: 1-522 (173 amino acids)
Molecular function (GO): RNA-DNA hybrid ribonuclease activity; nucleic acid binding
Source: RefSeq, a predicted model, not a curated record